AUGUAAUGCAACUGGAAUGAAUUUAAAAUAGCAUUUGUUAUCUUAGCAAUAUAUUUGAGGCAUUUUUACGAAUACUAAGGUUGUGUCUCCAUCAUUCUAAAUCCCUACAUUAGAACAAACAUUACAAUGGUUGGAGAAAACAGUGGAUGGCUAGCUGCAAAAUAAAAAGUAUACAUAGAGUCUAAAAGUUGGGAUAUGUAUAUCGAUUUGAAUAAAAUUGUUUAUAAUAAGUAGAGCAAUUAUAUUGCACAAGGGUUUGAACAAAUGAUAAAAAUGAAUACCAUUUCUGAGCAACCAACAUAAUCAUCCAGUAAUUCGCUAUUAGAUUAUAUUUGUCUGUUAUAGGAAAUUUAGUGUCGCAUAUAGCAAAAUAAAAGUAAGCAACGAAAAAUAGUCUACAAGUUCUAAUUGAUCUUACAAAGUGAAAAAUCCCUUAAGCGUUGGGUACAUCUAAAAGUAUUUCAAACAAUGCAACUUGAAUUAGAAUCUAUGAAUGUGAUGCAAUAACUCGUUAACUCUACACCAAACAUCAAUAUUAGAAAUGUGAGAGCUCUUCUUUUAUUCAGUCAAUAAUAAGCAGCUUUCGAGACCCAUAACCUUAUUAAUUAUAUUUAAAAGGCAUGCAAAAUAGUUCAGGAAAAAGGACUUUAAGAUAAUUAUGGAUCAAUUUUAAUAUAAAUUUCAAUCAUAACUUUUUAGUAAUUGUUCAAGCACAUUGCAUGUUUAUUUGUUAAUCGAUAAAUGUAUUCAUUAAUAUUACAUGCAGAACAUCUAGUUAUAAGAAAAUUUUGCUUUACUUUUGAAACUUCAGAUAAUAUUUGUUUCAUAUUUACUAUAAGAAUUUUUGUCUGUGUGCAUAGAAUGGGUGUAUGAAUCACAAUAGUGUCAUAAUAACUCUUUAAAGAACUGAUUUGCAUAUCAUAAUAUAGAAAUGAAUAAUCUAUCACUAUCUAAAACCUGAUUAACAAAUUGUUAGUAAAAUUUAAACAAGGAUUUGUUUCUAUGUGAAUUAACAGAACACCUAUUUGUGUAGUAAGAUGAAGCCUUUUAUAAUUAUUGCAGCAGUGCUAUCAACAAUAAUUAGCAAAAUAACCACAUGAUUUAAACAGUUCAAUGUUUGGAAUUGUGCUGAAAAAAAAGCGAAGCAAUAACCAAGUAGAAAAUUACAUCAUAUUUCGUUAACAAGAAAUAGAUGCUAAUAAUUUUUAAUCAAAACA
Messenger RNA from Paramecium tetraurelia, 1217 nucleotides. RefSeq lists its product as uncharacterized. NCBI's taxonomy places the organism in Eukaryota, Ciliophora, Oligohymenophorea, Peniculida, Parameciidae. The transcript has 3 exons. The record is from RefSeq and is a predicted model, not a curated record.